GUAAUCUACUUGAACUCUUAUUUUAUUACUAGUAGGAUGUAAUAUUCAACAUCAUUUUGAUGCUUUAUGUCAUACUCAUAUGUUCUUACAGUGAAAAAUGAUCAUGCCGCGAAUAAAGUUUCUUCGUCUACCAUCACGAAGUUAACGCAACGAGGGCGAUCAACAUGGUCGACAACAGCAUUACGGGUGGCACGGUUUCCCCGUCAAGUCAGGAUCGCGGUGGCUUAGAAUCGCUCAUACGUGAGACCAUCGACUUGUGGGACCUAGAGAGCGGAUGGAAGUACGUCAUCGAGCAGAAGCCUUCAGCAACUUGGUUACGGAGGUCCUUCUUCUUCUUGUCAUUGCUUAACCGUGGUCUACUUCGUUCAACCUAGUUGUACAGAUGUUGCAUUCAUCUUCCCUUUACUUAUACGUCAGCUACUGGUGAGAAAACGUAGGGUAAUAACCUCGUUGUAGCACUUGUGUUCUAUUUUUUUAAUUUGCUGCAUCUAUAUUUAACCUUUUUCAGUUACCACGAUGACGAAAAAUAUUUCAAAUUGUAUCGCUCUAAUGUGGGCAAGCAUUGAGCGUCGUGGCUGCAAAAAGUAUGUUGUUCGUAAUGCGGCUUGUUUUGGAAGUACAACGGGUGCAACUGGUCUUCUCCCGGGUUCGGGAAGUGCAACUAGAGGAGGCCAACAACAACAGACUUACGGCUGUUUCUGAAUGCGAAAGAUACAUCAGCAUCAUCUUGCUCUUUCAGCUUGUUCUGAAAGCGACGUGCUCGUGCAGCACUCAGACAGACUCAGAGGUAUACAACACUUAUUUUGUGGUAGUGUUGAGACGUCUAAAGUCUUAAAAUAUAGGCUACCAAAAAUGUGAUGAGAAAUAGAUACGGUUGCUCAGGAGAGCCGUGUUGUGUUUCCCUGUCUAAGAAAAGCGCUCCCUGACGAGAGUGGACUCCAAGCCCUGUGUCGGCGAUCUAGUGCGGAAUCAGAAGGUCGGAGAAGUUAGUACUAGCACGAAAAUGCAAGAGCAGGAGCAAAAGGCUUCGGUUUUUACAGUUACGUUUUCUCACAUUGACGGGGACGAGUACCACACGCCUGUGCCGGAUAGCAUAGCUCGCGUUCACUUUUACAUACUGCCAGAUGCUUCCGUUCGCUUCUCUUUCGAAGAGGACCGCACUGUCUUGCCGAGCGAGCGACCUAGCUCCGCACGACAUAUCCGCGGUCGGAUGAAAUUGGCUCUCUCGGAAAAGCAGAAGAUUGUGCAUUUACGGUGGUGCACUGAUAUUUAUAGAGUUAGAGGGACUUUCUACAUUUUCUUGCUAAGUCGGCCUUGUUGAAGUACGGCCUUAUGCGCCCCCAGUAUGUACUUAAUUUGUAUGAAAAAUUAGUUGAACGAGUUAAUUGAUUGUUUGAAAGGGCGGUGGCAUAUAGUCCUAACGCAAAAAAAAAAAACUCUACGGUGGUCGCGAAUGGCCAUAUCAGAGGCACACGCGUGACAUCUUGCAAGUACUUACAGCGUCGCAUCAUCCUCACUGUCUUCUGGAUGGAGGCUUUGUUACAGGAUUUUGGAAACGUCCGGGACACGCUGCUAGCACCAAGCGCAACAGCGCAAUAAAUACUUCGACUUACUACAUAAACAAAUCGAUAUCUAUGAAGGUUUAUGUCCUGCGACGCUCAAAGCACCAAGAAAAGCAACCGGUUAGUUUUCACCUCCACCACACUCUUAGGCUUAUCCCAUGCAACAGCAUAAACAUAAAGUAAGAAACAACAGGCGGAACAAGUGACUAGACAUCAUCAACAAGAUCAACAGGAUACUUACAACAACACAUCAUCUUCAAGCACCAGUAGACCUAGGAGAAUCCCCUUUUCUUCUAGGCCUACUGGUGUUUGAAGAUGAAUGAUUUCGUCUAAGCUUCACUGCCCUAUCGGCUCGGGGUGGGCGCGACGUUGUCAAAAGUGUGCUGUGGACAGACUUCGAGGAGGCCCGCUGUUUGCGAGGCCCUCUGAAGAGUCGGACCCGAUUUGGAAAACAGGGGCUCGCCGCGACCACGCUGCUCGAGGAGGAUCAUGCUGGAACUACACAAAAACGAACAAGCCAAUUCCAACUCCACGACGAUGAGGAAGAGCAUUUCUACCGGAUGGAAGAAGAUGCUACCUCAAUUGCAUUAGCAGUUGCUGCGGAAAAGAAAAGUUACGCGAAGAAAGAUGGCAAAGCGGCACCACAGGGGAACAUCAUCAAUGACAAUGAAAGAAAUGUUGAAAGACAAAAAAUGUCAGCUGAGUCUCAAAGGGCUGCCCCCGACCUGCUGACGGAUUUAAAGCAGCUCGCUGCUUUUCUUUGGAAUACGUUUGCUGCUGCCGAUGAGGAUAACACGGGUUUCCUGACCUUUGCGGAGCUCUACCGAUUACUUGAUAACAUCAAGGAGUUGCAUCCGCUGACCAAUUUCGACAUUCACGUGCUGGUGAGCCGCGCCAACGAAACCGAGUCUGGAACCGUAGAUUACGCUCGUUUUCUUCGCGAGCAGGCAGUUUUGUUUAUCCCAGCCUUAGCGCGCAGGAGAAGAAACAAUGGACAAGCAAAUGUAAUACUGCACCUCGUCUGAACUUAGUUCGUAUUCGGUUCUUCAUAGUAAGUAAAAAUAUCAAAAUCUAUAUAUGUACCAGGGAGGGAGGCCCCCCCCCCUGUGGAUGGAUCUGGGGUGGACCACGCCAGAGGGGUCCAGCCUUGCCACCUUAUUGGCCAGGCCUGUCGAGGGGCUGCCGGGCGGGAAGGCCUCAAAGCGCCCACUUCUGACCCCUUCCCGCUUCUUGCAUGUACCCUACAGACCUGGCAAAGGCAGCGCCCCGCUGGCUUGUUGCAUGUACCCGACAGACCUGGCAAAGGGGGCAAAGGCAGGGCCCCGCUGCCUUGUUGUGUGUACCCUACAGACCUGGAAAAGGUGGCAAAGGCCGGGCCCCGCUGCCUUGUUGCGUGUACCCUACAGACCUGGAAAAGGUGGCAAAGGCCGGGCCCCGCUGCCUUGUUGCAUGUACCCUACAGACCUGGCAAAGGGGGCAAAGGCGGGGACCCACCCCCUUGGCGUAGGGUUGGGCACGGGCAACAAGGCAGCGGGGCCCGGCCUUUGCCACCUUUGCCAGGUCUGUCGGGUACAUGCAACAAGCCAGCGGGGCCCUGCCUUUGCCAGGUCUGUAGGGUACAUGCAAGAAGCGGGAAGGGGUCUCAAGUGGGCGCUUUGAGGCCUUCCCGCCCGGCACCCCCUCGACAGGCCUGGCCAAUAAGGUGGCAAGGCUGGACCCCUGCAAGAAGCGGGAAGGGGUCAGAAGUGGGCGCUUUGAGGCCUUCCCCCCCGGCAGCCCCUCGAAAAGAGGGGCCGGGGCGGGGAGGCCCCCCCCCUCAAAAGGGGGGGGGGGGGGGGGCCUCCCGCCCUGAGCCCUGGAACAUAUAUAAAUAUAUAUGCAGGCUCAUCUCCUUCUUCCUCUCAUCUUGCCGUCUUGUACUUGUUUGUAUUAACAGUGCCAUGACCUGGUGGAUGAUCAUCUAGUAUUCUAAGUACUUGAAUCAGUCGACUUCCUUAUUCGUACUUGUUAUGUUGAUACACAAUAGAAGUAGCUCUUGCUCUUGCAGUGCUGUCCUCUAUGCAUUUAUUCCCUGAAAGUGUCCAACCACGACCACCUAGGUCCGCAAGCAUAGCACCUUCCUCGGAGGGAUCGGCUUAGAGCUGCUGUUACAGCUACAGGAGACAGAGCUUGCGGAGUCUGCGCGAGUUUUACAGGGCCUGCGUGAGGGUUAUCUCAACAAGGACAGACGUAAUUUGCGGUGGCAAGUUCGAGAGCUCCUAGUGAAGUCUAAACGCUUUACGCAAUUAGAGGUGGCGAUGAUGAUGACGCGGGUACCCCAAACUGCGCUCUACAACGAAGAUUUGAUCCGGCACUUGCUGGAAACAAGGGUAGCGUUUUAUCGCGACUUCGCAGCCAGCUGCCUGGGACAGGACAGUGCUCCCGGAAAAGCUCUCUCACAACUAGCUACCUCAGCAAUACCUGAAAUAAACGAACAAGCUGAUGAUGAACCUACGACAGGACAAGCAGGAAGAGGAACAGGACAAGAACAAGAUGUGGGCGAAGAAGGGCGAUUGGAUUCCAAAGCGAGUAGUGCUUUUUCAGGAGGCAGUAGUCGAAAGAACAGUAAGAAUAUAUCAACGGCAGCGUCGUCUCUCCCGACCACUACUACUCUCUCUCCCAACGAUGAAUACAGUGAAUAUUACAGCGAACAUCUAGUGGCAGUGCUGGCCGAGCUCAUCUGCGCCGAACGUGACGUCUCCUCACCGGGAGUAGGGCAUGCAGCUCAUGCCUCGGGAAAUGUAGGAGCCGCAUCUGGAGCAGGUGCUGGCGGAGCAGUAGUUUCGACAAAUGGUGAAGCGGCACAGGGUUCAUCUUUUUCAGCUGCAAAUGCCGCAUUUUCAACAAUGAGUAGCACCAGCAGUCAUCGGAUGCGACCUCUGCUCUACUUCCCCGAUGAACGACGGCUGUUCGCGCCUGUCUGGUACCUGCGUGAAGCUUUGCUGCAGCAAACGGAGUUGCUGCUUUCACGGACGCAAGUGCACGCUAUCUUAUGCUGCCUCCCGAUCUGCAUGGAAACCGGGUUAGUGGACGUUGCUGCGUUUCUUGCCUGUGUUCGCCGUUGCGUGCGGCAGUUCUUCUUCGGAUUCCUCGAAAAGCAAAUGCUAGCCGCGUCAUCUUCGGGCCAAACUAUGAUUGAAAGGUGAUUUUUCAUUAGACCGAAAUCUAUGUAUAAUGAUAAUCUAGUAAAAAUAUGUUGAACUACUUGAAAUCUUAAUCUAUGAUCUGGAGGUCGUUGCGUGGAGAGUAUCAAGCCAUUUUUCACUCGUUGUAAGGGUAGAACACUGUAGUUUUUGUUGAACACUCACGUAGCUCUAAGAAGGCAGCAGGUGGCUCGGGAGCAGCAGGACAACAGAAUGACAUGCUGAAUACAACUGGUGGUCAAUUAGCGUUUGGAAAGACGGUUUCUAUAAAUGCGCCUGGUCGUCCAACAGCCGCCACGGGGAUUGGUCUAGAUUACGGCAAUGACCGAGAAAGCAUCGCUUCAGCUCGUGAUCCUUGGCCUCUUUUUCAAAGGGAAAAGAAGUGUGCAAGGAAGAUACGACUUGAGAGUUCAUUUCAAGGAAGACGCGAUGUGGUUGUACAACCACUGAGUAGUUGUACAGCCACAUCGCGUCUAAGUAGAUCAACACGGAAAGGAAGAGGAGCGCUUGCGACGCGAUCUCGUGGAAAGGGACGUGAUACAAAUGAAUUUCUCAAAGAAGUUGAUUGACAUUGGCACGCUGCUGCAGAUCGCACGGAAGGACCUGGCUUCAGCUCAAUUUUCACCGUCUGAAGCCCGUGGCUUCGUCGCGGAAGCACAGCUUGUCACGUUAAAUAGCUUAUGAAAUUCAUAGGGUUGCUGGGAUUUGAUCUGAUGAUUAUAAUUAUGACUGUAUUGGUUCUUAUUUUUCUACCGCGACCUCCUGUUGAAUUUAAGUAACAAGGAGAACCACACCUCCCCUACAAGCAUGCGCCGCGUAGGAAUAAUGCGAACAUAGCCAUAGCUCUAACGUCUGCUGCGGGUACACAGCAAGCGUCUACCUCUUCGCAGUUAUUUGGCCAGGCAAAAUGGAAUAUAGCAGCUUCUUUGUCUGGACAACACAAAAUCGAAGGUGGCACAGACACAACAGACGUUACCAUUCAUCAAAACAGUCAUGCAGGAGGAGAGAGGAGACGAGGAGGUGCUGAAGAUAAUGCUGGCACUGCUGGCGCGACAUGUGGAGAUGUCUUCACAUUUGUGUUGGGAUGUCAGACCGACGUGCCUUGGGCCGAUCACGUACGUGAAGAGUUGUCGCGCUUAUACGAAUUUCGCCGUGAUGCAAACCUACAUUCUUUUGUGGAAGCGUUCGAAUUGGACGAGUCUAGUGGAGGAACCGCAACCGGAUACUCAGACGAGAACAAGAUGACAGAGGAGCAUAGGAGCAAAAUAGAUGAUCGCCUUUUGGCGCCUCUUGUUGCACUUGCCACGGAAUUCGGCGUAAUAGGACGAAAUAUCACGACGACGAGCUCUAGUGGAGGAACGUUGCCGACAGGACAACUGAAAUUAUGAGACGAGAUAAGCAAGUAUAAGUAUUUGUCCUGAAGACGUCGUGGCAGCUCAGGCUCCUCGAAAAAGCGAUGGGGGAUCCGAUCUCGUCUAUGAACUCCUUUUUGUUGAGUCUGAAAGUUAAUGAUUUUCCAUGUCUGUGGUCUCUAAUGAGAGCAAAACCGAAAGGACGCGGCGUUCGUUCGUACAACAUUCCUCUAUUGCUUUCUGAUAUGGCCGUGUCGCCUGGAGCUGGGCUCUCAGUAGGCUUCACACCGCACAGCUACCUUACUUAUGCCUUUGUUCCCUAGUAAUUCAAUCAUGAUCUUCAUCUUCAAACGUAUGAUCCGAUGUAUCUUCUUGGUCAUUUAAUUAUCAUAAUGUAAUAGAGUCUGCACUGAACUUUGUGCGAGAUUAGUUGUAGUGUAUUGUACUAGAGGAAAUAGAAGUGGUCGUGGUGCCUCGUCCUCGUCAAGGGCACUCUCAUUUUUUUUCGAACUUUUAUUUUAGUCUCUAAUUUUCUACCCUACUCGUCGCUGGUCACCAGAAUGGAAGUGUGAUGUCCGCAAACGGUGGCGAGCUAACUAACGGCAACAAGAAUGACCACAACUCAGCAGGUGGAUCGGGUUUGCGCGCAGGUCCUGGAUCAAAAGUUAGGGCUUCAAAGGCAUUAUAUCAAAUGGUCAGCUUUUUUCCAUCUUUCUCGGCAUCUUGGUCCCCUUUUGCCUUGUAUUCUCAUGAAAUACAAGGGAACGGGGGUCGAGAUGAGGGGGCCAAGAUGCAAUCUAGCAGACUCCAAUUAUAGAUGAUCUCCAGGAAAUUGGCCAAGAACGAACAGAGGGAUAAUUCUGAAUGUUAAUGCCAUCAUGUACAUGAUUUCUAUUUUAUUUCCUUCUCCUGGCUCUUAUCUCACGCCUCAACCGCUAUUUUUAUUUCCAAGUAGCAACAUGGUAGCUUUAAGAUAGAACGGAACGCCCGCCGAGCAAGUGUCGAUCAGAAGAGACGAGGCAGUGCGGAUGCGGGUCUUGCUAGCCUCAGCUUGGCCUCGCAGCGUCGAGGAUCAGGUAUCUGGGCGCAGAGGCGCGGGUCCGCGGGAACCUUCUUGGAAAAGGCAGCGAAUAAAUGAAAAGAAGAUGAUGUGGCACAAGCAAUUAUUUAGUACAAGUACUAAAAGUACAUGUACAAUUGCGACGUGUCCGUGUCGUGCGAUUUAUGUCUAAUGAAGAGACUGACAUGAUGAUUUUCACUGGAGAUACUUUUGAUAUUAUAGACGCGGCAUUUAUGUUGUAGCAAUGUCAUGUCAUUCUGUGAGUGUGCUGUGAGUUUUCCGCAGCACGAGGAGCACCCUGGAGCAAUCCUCAUAUAAGUCUUUUCAUCUUUGAAAUACCACCCGUGCGAGGUGUUUUCUUCCCUGAUCAUGAUAAGGUACUUGCUUUACUACAUCACAUCAAGGACUACAACUACAUCACAUCAAGAACUACAACUACAUUGAUUUAGGUAGAACAUACUUAGAGAUACACUUCUUCUUCUUGACCACGUCUUGGAGCUUCGAACAACACAAGAAUUAUGCUAUGUAGUGUUUACAUCGUAGUGGGGGAUGCACGAUAAAGAUUAGAUGAAGUAGACGUGGAAAAACUGUUUGUUCAACUUCAACAAUCACCAAAGGGUUUCUUGCGCAAGGUGCUUUAUGACCUAAAAAGAGCAGUCGCGAAUAAGCUUGGAAACAUUUAACAAGUACUAGUAGUACGAUAGUUGCUGGUACAAGUAGUCUAUUUGCAUCUCAAAUAUUAAGUAGCUAAAACAUCAUGGCGUUUCAAGUUCAACAUCUUCAUUGUAGGAUCGACGAUUCACCGAAAUAUACAUCGAUUGAGCUACUAGACUAGUACUCCUCAUAUUUGCAGAAUCUAUGAAAAUUGCCAACUAUGAUCAUAAUUCCGCUAGAAAUCCGAAACGCUGCCUCAGGGCCCUGAGCAGAGAGGAAUAAAAGCUCAAGAGCAUCUGAAGCUUGACCAAAUACAUA
Molecule: messenger RNA, 8128 nt
Organism: Amoebophrya sp. A25
Lineage: Eukaryota; Dinophyceae; Syndiniales; Amoebophryaceae
Source: the annotation of a GenBank genome assembly